Messenger RNA from Zea mays, 1124 nucleotides. Its product is annotated as S-adenosyl-L-methionine-dependent methyltransferase superfamily protein. The record is from RefSeq and is marked predicted. The transcript is spliced from 3 exons. The coding region runs from base 68 to 859 and encodes 263 amino acids. NCBI's taxonomy places the organism in Eukaryota, Viridiplantae, Streptophyta, Magnoliopsida, Poales, Poaceae.
CAACACUCACGUUUCUCCAGACACAGAGGGCAGAGCGCCGCCGCCGCCGCCGAGUCAAGGAACAAGGAUGAUGGGCAGUGGGAUGGGCGCGUACGGCGGCGCGCUGCGACCGGUGGAGAGCGCGGCCGGGGAGACGAUGCUGCUGUGGGGCCUGGGGCAGCCCGAGUCGCACCGCAACAACGCGCUGGUCCGCCAGGCGGCGCACGCCUUCGAGCUCGACGCCUGCGGGCGGCGCCUGUCCCUGCUGCAGUCCCCCUCCUCCAUGGCCACCCCGGGGGUCACGGGGGCGGUCGUCUGGGACAGCGGCGUCGUGCUCGCCAAGUUCCUCGAGCACUCCGUCGACUCCCAGCGGCUGCUCCUCCGCGGCGCGCGCGCGGUGGACCUCGGGUCCGGGUGCGGCUUGGUGGGGUGCGUCGCCGCCCUGCUGGGCGCCCAUGUGGUCCUCACCGACCUCGCCGACCGGCUCAAGCUGCUUAGGAAGAACGUCGCCCUCAAUGUCGACGACCCCCACGUCCCGGGCUCCGCUCGGGUCACGGAGCUUGUGUGGGGCGACAAUCCUCACCAUGAAUUGCUCGAGGAGCCACUGCCCGAUUUCGUGCUUGGCUCCGACGUCAUAUACAACGAGGAAGCUGUGGACGAUCUUCUGAUCACUCUCAACCAACUCUCAGGGAAGCACACUACUAUACUUCUAGCUGGGGAGCUUCGCAACGAUGCUGUGCUGGAGUGCUUCUUGGAGGCAGCCAUGGAGGACUUCCUAAUUGCGUGCAUCGAGCAGGACCAAUGGCACCCUGAAUUCCGCAGCAACCGUGUAGCCUUGUUUAUCUUGGUCAAGAAACCAGAGAAACCUAGCGCAGAGUAGUCGUCUGUUCCUCGCCUUGGUGUAGAACAAGGAUAGGAGGCAUCUGGGUUUUCCCUUUUUCCAAUUCCAAUUAUGUUGUUGCGAUAGCCAAGGUUUUAGCGCCGGCUUAAGCCAUGGAAGUUUGAUAGCUCAUUGUAUGGUUUGCUUGCAACCUAUUCUGAAAGUUUGUACAAGAGUGAAAGAAAGGAUUUUAGAUAACCGAUGUCUGAAACUGCAAAUGAUCUCAGUGGUGGCAACACCUAAAAGCUGAUAUGUGAGUUUGGAC